UUUGGUCACGCCCUUCUGAGUAAGCAGAAUAAACUAGGUAACAAAACCAUCCGAUAAACAUGGCGAGGUUAAGUGAACACGGAAUUCGUCUGAGUUCUAUGAGUCCUUCCUUCCUGAACAGCAACUCCACGAGUCACACCUGGCCUUUCAGUGCGAUUGCAGAAUUAGUAGACAAUGCAUCUGAUCCUGGAGUAUCUGCUAAACAGAUUUGGAUUGAUGUAGUUGAAGAAGAUGGUCAACUCUGUCUUACCUUCACUGAUAAUGGCAGUGGCAUGACACCCAAGAAACUGCACAAAAUGCUCAGCUUUGGAUUUACAGAAAAGGGUUCCGGGAGAGCAAGUCAGCAGGCUAUUGGAGUGUACGGAAAUGGUUUCAAGUCCGGUUCUAUGCGACUGGGCCGUGAUGCACUCAUCUUCACUAAGAACGGAGGCUGCCAGACUGUGGGAAUGCUGUCUCAGACCUACCUGGCAAACAUCAAGGCUCAGGCUGUCAUCGUGCCCAUCGUCCCCUUUAGCCAACAAACCAAGUUGCUGGUGGUGACAGAGGAUUCAGAGGCCAGCCUGGCAGCCAUCCUCAAACACUCCAUUAUCACCUCUCUGGAUAAAAUACAUGAACACUUUGACUCCAUGCCCUUCAAAAAAGGCACCAAGAUACUCAUCUGGAACAUCCGAAGGGGUCGAGAUGACAAGCCAGAGAUUGACUUUGAAAAAGAUAUCACUGAUUUCCGUAUGCCAGAGAUUCAAAUUGAAGAGCUGAAGAAGGAUUUGAAAAAUGGUGGAUCCCAGAAAGCUGCUCAAACCAUUGUAGAAAUGCACUAUUCUCUCAGGGCGUACCUCAGUAUCUUGUACCUGAAGCCCCGGACACAGAUCAUACUGAGGGGGAAGAAAGUUCUUGCCAAGUUGGUGUCAAAGAGGUUGUCACACACGGAACAUGAUGUGUACAAACCCCACUUCAGUAACGAAAAGGUGAAGGUGACUUUUGGGCUGGAUCUGAAAAACAAGGACCACUAUGGCAUCAUGAUGUACUACAAGAACAGACUCAUCAAGGCCUACGAGAAAGUGGGCUGUCAGAUGAAGACGUCGGGUCAAAGAGGAGGAGUUGGGGUCAUCGGUGUCAUCGAAUGCAACUUCCUCAAGCCUGCUCACAAUAAGCAAGACUUUGAGUACACCAAAGAAUACAGACUGACCCUUGGAGCAUUGGGCCUAAAACUCAACGACUACUGGAGAGACGUGACGGAGAAGAGAUCCAGAGAGAGAGAAUUUCAGGCUCUUGACAAAGAUGCAAAGGAACAGAAAGAGGAGGAUGACAAGAGCCCAGUGUGGUUGCAGUGUGAGGAGUGUUUGAAGUGGCGGACUGUCCCUGCAGGUUACUACGCUGCUAUUCCCGAAAAUUGGACGUGCAGCCAGAACCCCAGAGCACGUUUCAGAAAUUGCUGUUCACCAGAAGAGGAAGAGGGUGAGGAGCUGUUGACCGCCAGCUACCAGAAACCUCACAAGAAACGGGAGCAGACUAAAAGAAGAAAAUGGGAAAAAUCAAUGGAGCCCAGCGAGUUCCAUGACCAAGUGGCUAAACAUCCAAACAUCUCUAGCAGCACAUUAACACCCAGCUUGCCUCUUGACCCACUUGAUCAUAAAGACACCACAAACCAAUGUGACCUAGACGAAAUCAUGCAUGCACAAGGCCAGACACACACAGAUCAACUUUCAGAGCAUGGCAGGGACACAGCUAUGGAGGAAACCUCACUGACGGCUGAACUCAUGCUCACAGAAGAAAACCCUGCUGAACAAAAGACAGUCAUUAAAGACCAGAGACUAACUACAGAAACACAGACGCAUGUGGAAAGCAGCAGUAACUCUGGAGGAUUACAUACACAGAUGGUUAAAGAUAAACACUCAUCAAAAGAAAUAAGCAUGCAGAUGACAGAAAGCGAAGAGAAGGAUACAGGCAAAGUAAACUACAAACGAGAAUCAGGUUCAAUAUUUCACUGCAUCAACAAGAGGGUAUGCUCUUGGGAGGAGCAACAAGUCAACAGCAGCUGUGUGUCAGAGAGGUCAGGUGACACCAUGCAGCAAACCCCCAGCAGCCUCAACUGGACCCACUCAGCCAUCCCCACACAGACCAUGGUGGUGUCUCCUCUGAGUCGAAUAGAAGAGCCACGGAGCAAGCUGAUGGCUAUGGACAGUGGAGAUAGAGAAUCAAAAGUCCAGAGGCUGGCGGGACUGGAAAAAGAUGUUCAGAAGUUACAGAAACUACUUGGAUUGGAAAAAGAGAAGCUAAGUAAAGGCACGAUGACAGCAGAAAGCACCAAUACUGAAAAACCACCAGCAUCCACAUCUACCCAUGAGGUUGGCUGCCAGACGAGCAUUAACGAGUGUCAGAACUUUGUGUCAUACGGUGACCCGGUCCAUGCUGUAAGUCUGCAGGAUGUGGAACCCAUGUCUGAGCCAUUACAGCUGAACAGAUCAGCAAACCAGAACAGUGAAUCUCAGAACAAGAUAAGAAUCAGUGAAAGUGAAGAUACAAGAACACCACUGGAGGAUCUGCAAAGUAUUCGUAGCAAUGUGGUGGUGCUUCUCACAGCCCUCUUACCCCAACUGGACCUGGCUGGUAUCAGCUUAGAAACGAAUGAUGUCGACAACAUCCUGCAGCAGAUCAUUAACAUUAACUCCCUGAAGCUGUGAUUAUGGCGGGACUAAUAACUCGAGUGUUAAAGUUGGCUUUUUUCAAAAUGUCUGUGAUAUAAUAAGCUUGACAUAAUUUUGCCUGACCAAAUAUUUAUGACAUGAGCAGUCAGAGAGUUCUGACAUCCGCCAAGGAUUGAAGAGGAGUCAAAAUAAAAGGUAGGUGAUUCACAUCAUGAUCAGGGGCCUCAUGUACAAAACGUGCUUACGCAUAAAAACUUGGCAUAUGUCUGUCUCCACGCCAACGUUCAGAUGUAUCAAAAGUGAAAUGACUGUGGAAAUGUUCGGUGCAUCACGCAAAAAUCCUGGCUGGCGUACGCAUGUUUCUACAGCUCUUGUUCCAGUGUGAACAUGUAAAGGUGAUGCUGGGAACCGUUAAUAGUGUGAAAACAUGAAGUCAACAGAGUGAUGUGCACAUCAGAGACACACUGAUGAGCAGUUACCGUCCUCACGUGUUUUCAAUUAUAUGGAUGGAUAUAAAACCAUGCACAAAGUGAUGCGUAAAAUGGCACUAACAGUAGCUGUAUUCGCGUCAGAAGACCUUGCAAAUGGUGCAAUCCCAUGUGAGCGUGUUUUCAGGGAACGCAAGGAUUUACUUGCAAAUGACAAUAACUGGCUCAUAAACCAAUUUUGAUUAUCAAGGCCACUGAUACUGGAGUUGCGUGCAGAACUGCAGCUGUCCCCGAGUGGAAUACAGCAAGGAGCCAGGCGGGUGUCUGUGCCCACACGGGCGCUUACCACGCUGCGCUUCCUGGAAACGGGCAUUUCAGCGUGAGCUGGCCGAUCAGUCAGGAGUGUGCCAGUCAACCUUGAGGCGAGCCAAGCCAUCUGUGUGGAACGCAAUCAUCCGAAUGUCUUCAGGUACAUCACAUUCCAAUAUUAAAGCGCCAUUUGCAACAAGAGCCUGUUUCCAUUGUAAUGGGAGCUAUUGACUGCACACAUGUUCACAUCGUAUGCAAUUAAGUAGCUGCUUCCUGUGUAAGUAGUGUAUUCGUGUAAUUGAUCCGAACGUGAACCAGCGCAGCCACAUUUGGACAUGUACACAUUCAAAUAUGUUUUUUAUUGUUAUUAAUGUCUUGUUUUUAUUUUUGCUUGAUGGUGAGCUGCAGAGCUUCUUAACAGGCUUCCUGUGCUCAGUAUCUGUCAAUAAACGCAUGUGUAAGUUGUGAAUGUCACACUGUCAGCGGCGACGUGCCUCACCGUUUUAACGUCAGUGUGUGCGUGCUAUUUUCCGUGUCGGCCUCACACACACGCGGUCCGUAGCUCCCACAAACAUUUUUCCAGUUUCAUGAUUAAUCCGUUUAACAGCGUACCAAAUAAACUGUCCCUGUGUGUCUCCAUGUCAUUUCCAUCUAUAGUAUCAUUUCUUUUUUGUGUUCAUGUUGUCUGAUGUGAGGAAUCCUGGCUCAAAGGGCCUAUUUACAUACAAUUGCAUAUUUAAAUGGGGCGUGGCCAAGGAGGAGUUUGAGUUUUGGCAUGCACCAUGUUUUAGUAGGAAAUCCACGCAAGUCUGUGUGUAUGAGGCCCCAGGACUAGGGUGUCCCAAAAAAUGCCAACUUUAAAAAAUUUCGAGUCUCACCCACCAAAAAGUUUCCUUUUGGUGAGUCAGUCUCACAUGUAAAAUUGUUUGCCAAUCAGAAAUUAUUUAGAGGUGGCUCAAGGUCACCAAACAUUGAAAAUCUAACCGCAACAAUCGGCAUUGGUGCAGUAUUUGAAAUGUCAUAUCUCUGCCACUGUUAGAACUAUUAGAUCACUACUUUUCAUUUGUGUACAAUUUCCUUUGGUAAUUUAGAAAUUGAUGGGUCGUGCCAUUCUCCUACAAAAAUAGCAAAGAAAUGGUAAAACCUGGUUUGCCUGUUUUUUGCAGAUCUGAAACCUGGAAGACUGGGAAGUGAAAGAAAACUAUAGCACUGUAUGGACACUCACCAGUUUUGGUCUCUCUAAACACUAGAAACAUUGAUAUAUUCCAUAUGAAAGCAUCACAGUAACAUAUUACAUACCUUUAACCAGCAGCUGAUUUUCAGUAUUCAUAUAAGUAUUUUCAUUGCACUAAUUACACAGAAAUGAUAAAAAUGGCCCCUUUUUUUCCAACGUUUAUGAUUAAUCUGUAAGCACUUGCAGAAUGCAGACAGUUAUCAACAAAGUACCAAAAAAUAUUAAAGCCAUAAAGGCAAAAUAAAAAGUAGGUAAACACAGUAUUGUAAAUAUAACAUGUAAAUAAAUUGUCUAACUGACCAAUAUCAUAGGCUGACUAUGAAGCCCAGCUUCUGCACAAAUUGGGUUUGGAGCCAAGUUUGGACCUGUAUAGUCACUGCAGUAAACAUCUAGCACCCAAUCUGCUGCUAUAAUUUCUAAAUUACCAAAAUAAACUGUACACAUCUGAAAAGUAGUGAUCUAAUAGUUCUAAAAGUGGCAAAGAUAUGACAUUCCAGUUAUUGCACCGAUGUCGAUUGUCGCGGUUAAAUUUUCAAUGUUUGGUGACUUUGAGCCUCCUCUAAAUAAUUUCUGAUUGGCAAACAAUUUUACAUGUGAGACUGACUCACCAAAAGGAAACUUUUUGGUGGGUGAGACUCGAAAAUUUUUUAAGUUGCCAUUUUUUGGGACACCCUACCCAGGACUUAACCUGGAUCUGGGUUCCACAACACAAUGCAAUAAUUACAUACUGAUCCAGAAUUGUCCGACUGAUGAAAAUAUUGCAAUCUGAUAUUUAAUUCACAAGCUGAAACUAAAUCGUGUCUUCCUGAUGUUGGUUUUACAUUGUGAUGUCGUAUCCGUGAAGGAGUUUAGACGUAAUUCUUUAAAGUCUUUAAAUUGUCAGUAGGUGUGCGUGCAGAUGAAUGUGUUUGUUUGUCUAUAUGUUGCCGUACGACAGACGGCAACAUAUCCUGUCCACAAUGUACCCUUCCUUAUGCCCUAUGACUGGAUAGGCUAUAGCCCCCGCAACCCUUACUUCCCUUCAUUGGAGUAAGCGGGAGAAGAUGUGUCUGUAAAGUAAAGUAAAUUCAUACAAAAAUCCUUUCUGCAGGAUUUGCGUGGAGGUGUGUCUGUAUUAUUCGAGUUUUAGAAUGUAAUCUGUGAAACAAUUGUACUUGGCUGACUACAUUUUUCUGCGCAAAGGUGGUCUAUGUCACUCACUGACUACCAUUAGUUAUAGCCACAUGAGGUCUCAUGGAGCAUGUGCUGGAAUAAGGGGGUUUACAAAAUGCAUAAAUGAUUAGUGGGCUCAGAAAAACAAAUGCUUCAUGAGGCCUCUUUUGGCACACUUUCAUCUAAUCCAUCAUCAACCCAUCAUCCUCUUAACUGUCCAACAGGUCAGGUUUGUCACAUCUGUGUGAUAUGACAAAUUGCUUUUUUUAUUGAUCAGGUGCAUAAACAUUGACUAGGUUUUAAUGUGUUUGUCCUUAUUAUAAUGUGCUUUUAAUUUGAAGACCUACUGGUUUUGAGUCGUAUUGUCAAAGUGGAGGAGAUGUACUUUUUUUGUAUCUACUGUAUAUAUUCACUCACUCGUUCAUUUACAUCACAUGUGUUUAUGGUCAUAGAAUCUGUUAAAUAUAAAGUGUCCUUUUAAGAAAUGUUUUGUAUUUAACAAGUAUCGCUUUAAUGAUCCAGUAGUAGCAGCGCAGCACCUCUAGUUUUUGAAUAAGCUUGGUUCAUGUUUUAAGUGAAGUACCAAACCCCAUCCUUUUACUUUCUUAUUUUUACUUUAUUUUUUCAGGGAUAUGAUUCUAGUGUAAAAGUAAGACAUAAUGUACCAUUUUUCAGUUGUUUAAGGACAGUUUUAAUGUUAAAUGUGACACACACUGUUUUCAAAGGCAUCACAUAUUUUCAUACAUUUUGUAGAGUUUUGCCACAUCAUUUUUAAAAAUGUCUAUUUGACCUUUUUUGUAGAACUUGUCACCCUUUCUACUGUUUCUAAAUAUAUUUAUGUUAAGAAAAUGUGUGACAAAGUGCAGUUUCUUUCACUAUUUAUUGUAUUUUCUACACAUUUUGUCAGUGUUUGCUUGAAAUAAAAACUUUGAAGCUAA
Messenger RNA from Thalassophryne amazonica, 6706 nucleotides. RefSeq lists its product as uncharacterized. Lineage: Eukaryota; Metazoa; Chordata; Actinopteri; Batrachoidiformes; Batrachoididae. Gene Ontology annotation, molecular function: zinc ion binding; ATP hydrolysis activity. Gene Ontology annotation, cellular component: nucleus; nucleoplasm. The transcript has 17 exons. Bases 60 to 2681 code for a protein of 873 amino acids. The record is from RefSeq and is a predicted model, not a curated record.